Messenger RNA from Varanus komodoensis (Komodo dragon), 4744 nucleotides. Its product is annotated as zinc finger protein 24-like. The transcript has 3 exons. Lineage: Eukaryota; Metazoa; Chordata; Lepidosauria; Squamata; Varanidae. Gene Ontology annotation, molecular function: DNA-binding transcription factor activity, RNA polymerase II-specific; RNA polymerase II cis-regulatory region sequence-specific DNA binding. The coding region runs from base 177 to 1739 and encodes 520 amino acids. Gene Ontology annotation, biological process: regulation of transcription by RNA polymerase II. The record is from RefSeq and is a predicted model, not a curated record.
CGCGGCACGCGCGCCUGCUGGUCCGGCAGUUGCUUUCGCUGAGGACUAGCGCCUCAUUUCCCUUGCUCUUCUCUCCCCCCAGCUCCAGCUGUUUUCCCGGUGGAAGCAGGAGCGCAGCCGUCCGCAUCCGCAUCGUUCCCCGAGAUUCGGCGCUGCCUUUCCAGGAGAGCCCAGGAAUGAAAACGGAGGUGCAGGACGGCACGGGCAGCGCUCCCCUGGGAGGAGCCGAGGGACCUGGAGGAGCCCCGCACGGUCCGUGGAGCAUGGCGGACUCCAGGCUCAAGAUGGACAGCAGCCGUGGUGUCCUGGGAGCGAUGGGCCCGGGCGGCCAGGAGGGGUCCCCCCUGGGGGCGCCCCCACGCGGGGUGAAGGAGGAGCCGGAGGAGGGCUUGGACUGCCGCUGGGAGGCCCAGUGGCAGGCCUUCCUGAAGACCGUGGAAGACCCCCCGCCGCCUGAGGCGUCCCCCCCAUGGGGCGACACCCCGGCCUUCCUGGCCUCUUUCGAGCAGGUGGCCGAGGCCUGCCGCUGGCCCCGGGGGGAGUGGGUGGCCCGCCUCCUGCCGGCCUUCAGCGGGGAGGCUGCGCUGGCCUUCCGUGCGCUGGAGGCCGAAGACAGGGAGGACUACGCGAAGGUGCGGGCAGCCCUGCUGCGCGGAGAGGCCCUCCGCCGCGAGAAGAGCCGCCUGCUCUUCCGGCAGUUCUGCUACCGGGAGGCCAAGGGCCCGCGGGCGGUGUGCGGGCAGCUGCAGGUGCUGUGCCGGCAGUGGCUGAAGGUUGAGCGGCACACGAAGGAGCAGAUCCUGGAGCUGCUCAUCCUGGAGCAGUUCCUGGCGGUGCUGCCGCCGGAGAUCCAGGGCUGGGUGCGGGAGCGCGGCCCCGAGACCUGCUCCCAGGCCGUGGCUCUGGCGGAGGACUUUCUGCUGAGGCAGCACGGCAGCCAGGUGGCACUUGCGGCGGCGGCGGCUUUCCCCAAGGCGGACCGCGGGCCAGCGCAGCUCUGUGUGGAGACCAAGGAGGAGGAGGAGGCCGGCGUGUCCAGCAAGGGGUGGCUGGCCAUAGCUGAGCGGGAGCGACGUGCGGCGGACGAGGCCAAGCCACUGGGGCCCUUUGGGGUGCCUGCCUGGGGCCCAGAGGACGCUGCUCCCCUGUGCGCUGCGCAGAACCCUGCCGUGGCCGAUCAGCAGCGGCCGGCGCACCCGCGGGGGGGCACGGCAGGUGAGCUGGGGCCGUACGAGGGGGAGUACCAGACGCUCAUCAUAGCCACGGUCCAGACGGGGAUCGACACCGGUAAGAAGCGGAACCCGCGCCGAGCCUGCGGGAAGAAUUUCAGUCCGGGCAGCGGCGGAUUGAAGAGCCGGAACGCGGGAGGGAAAGCGCACAAAUGCUCCGUCUGCGGGAAGUUCUUCCUCUCCGGCUCGAAGCUCAUAAUACACCAGAGGACUCACACGGGCGAGAAGCCGUACGAAUGCUCCGCCUGCGGGAAGACGUUCCGCUCCAGCUCCGUGCUCUAUCGCCACCAGAGGACUCACACGGGGGAGAAGCCACACAAGUGCCCCGUCUGUGAGAGGCGAUUCAGCAGCAACUCGAAUCUCAGUCGGCACCAGAGAAUCCACACGGGGGAGAAGCCGUUCGAGUGCUCAGACUGUGGGAAGAGCUUCAUCCAGAGAGCCAACCUCAACAAGCACCACAGGAUCCACACAAGCGAUGGGAAAAGUGAAGGCGGUUUUGGCACGAACUGAAGGCUCGUUGUGCGUAGGAAGCAGAGAAUGGGUUGUGCGGAGACCCUUUGUGGGGGAUUCUUCCGGAAAAAGGUGCAUCCAUCCAUCCCAGCAAGCCGUUGGUCAGGGAAUCCCAGGUGCCUGUUUGGGACAACCACUGGUUUUGGGUGCUUCAAUGAAAGGGGCAGGACGGCCAGAGAGCAAAAAGGACAUGAUGCAGCUGACCUGGGCUGCACUCGUGGCUCAUAGAGGCUUUUGCCCAAGAGUUCGGCGGGAACUGUAGCAGCAGCAGGAGGUCCUUCUCGUGACGUCUUGCGUGUGGGCAUCUCCGCCAGCGAUCACUUCUCCAGCAGGCUGGGCCUCGCCUUUAGGUAGAGAGCGGAACGAACUGCGGUGGGCUGAGGGGUCUUUUUUGUAGAGGGUCUUUUGUCUUGCUGUUUCCCGAUACAGCACAAACUGAUGUGAGGCGCUGUCCCCAGACGGGUAUUCAUGUAAAGAGAACUCCAGUUCCGCCCUGUAUGAAAACGUCGUUCUCUUUAUUUUACAUCUGAUAACACCUUUCCUCCGAAAAGUUGUGCAAGGCCACGAUAAGCUAGAUAUGUCCCUUGUGCUGUGGAGAAAACGGAGAGCUGCACAACAAGAAGACGAGCCACCUGGAAGGCGAAACUGGUGGCGAGUCGUUGAACUGUGAUUCCAAACGCGUUUGGGUGCCUCUGAGAGGGGCAGCCGUUGCGCGGUUGCCUGCACCGGGACCACUCACGUUCCGUUGGUGGAGGUGCGAUUUCGCCGCCAGCGGAAGGAAGCCACCGCCUCUGUCGGACUGCUGGACGUGUCCUCUAAUUAAAUGAAAAGCCUCCCUCCUCAGCUUUGCCGGCUGCCACUUCGCUCAUGGUUUGGCCAGUUCCACGCCUCAGCGGUGUCCGGCAGUACUUUCCUGGGAGUAAAGGCCAGCGAACAUGUGUGGGCUGCGGUCCGGUUGUACCCACCCACCAGCGGCACAGAGCCUGCCGGUGAAGGGGACUCCCUGCUGCCCUGCACCCUGCCCACAUCUUCUCCCUCUGGAGCGGAGGGGUGGGCUGCGCUGGGGAGGGUGGGGCGGGAGCAUUCCUGCGAGGAUGUCCCCUUGGCGCUGGAUGCCUGCAGAUGUGUGGUGAGGUGAGGCCGCAUCGCCAGGUUACUCUGGAACAGCUCGCUGUGUGUUUAUGUGUUUAGCCUUGCCCCCAACUCACUCACUGGAGCAAACCAGUGAGGGCUUGACUGGGUGUCUCCUGUCUGCAGAGGGCAAGUGCUGCAGCCACGGACAAAUGUGACCGGGACCUGGGUUUCUAAGUUAAAGCAGGGGAGACGGGAAGGGGGACCCCACCGUGGGUCUUCCACAAACGGAGAAGGUUCUGCUGUUGGUGCUGUUUGUGGGCCUGUGGGGGAAGAGAAAGCCGAGCAGGCCGGCAUCCCAGAGGCUUCCAGGCGGCCAGAGCUCGAGGCAGAGAUGGACAAGCGCUUGGAGCCCUGACUGCUCCUUGAAAAGUGGCUCUUUCUUUCGGGAGGCGCAUUUCCAGCUCUCAUGGAUAGUGCUGACUGUGAAGCAAGCACCAACACAACCCAGUCAAAAGUAGCGAGGACUGGAAUCACUGAGCUUUAAGCAGAAAUAACUGGUUGGUUUGUUUCCCCUAAAGAAGGACUUCCAGUCCCCAGGGGUGACGGCCCCUGCAGGCCGAACAAUACGGACGAUCCCAUGGCUGGCGGCUUGGAGGAGGAGAAGGUUCUCGAGGUCGCUGCUCCAAUGUGCAGUCGAAACAUCCUUCUUGCUCACGGAUGGGAGUUCCCUCCGUAGCGCUGGGGACUGGUGAGUCCUCCGGCUCUGAAUCCCUCGAGAUUUUCACUUUCCCUGUUGGCUGAGAGAGUCCAGCAGAUGGAUAUCCAGCAGCAUGGAGCUCCCGAAGCAGAGAAGGGCAAUUCUUCCAAGGGGACAAUGACCGUGUCCAGAUCACAGAAUUUUAGGGGGUGGGGCAGGUUGUAUCCUCCUCCACUUGGAAUCCUCCCAUAUUUUCCCACUGGUUCUUCCUUCAUUUUUCUUACCAGAAUAAAAACACCUGCGAAGGAAGCUAAGCUGGGACUGCCGGACAGUGCCUGGCAGUGCCAGGAGUUUCCCCCUGAACCGUUUUCUCUUUAUGCCAGCAGGUAAAGGGUAGCGGGCUGGAAAUGAGGGGAAAUUUGAUGUUACACCAUUACGGGAAGGAGGAAGACCCAAGAGAGAGUGUUGUGAAUCAAGAUACUCCAGGGAAGCGAGCGACACCUCUUGUGGGGAGGAGACGGAGGUGUGAGCCUGUGGCCAGGGCGCAGGGAAACUGAACACGAACUCAGUCCAUAACACAAAAAGAAAAGAGUGCUAACGUGCUUCCGUACUCCUUGGAGAAUCUACACCAGGAGGAAACCAGGCAGGUGCUUUGGCAACAGGCAGCUCGAACUAUCAAAGACACACAGAUGAGAAACCACAUAAAGGCCUGGAACAUGGGAAGGUCUUUCAUUGUAGCAAAAUCUUCACAUCAGAAAUUGAGAAGGGGAGAAACCAUAUAAAUGCUUGGAGCGAGGAAAGAGCUUUGGUUAGAGAGCAGUUUGCUUGAGGCACAAGGGAAUUUACAGGGGGUGCAGGGAGAGCCCGUCGGUGCUCAGACUUUUGUCAUAGAUUGAACUUCAAAGGCAUCCGAGAAUCCACACGGGAAGCUCACAAAGCCUUGGAGUGUGGCGGGACCUGCAGGCAGAGAACAACCUCCGUUGGCAUCCAAGAAUCUGCAUGCCAGGGAGAUGCAGGACAGAACAGCCCGUCAGCCUCUUCCUCCAAGGUCAGCGGGUGGGACAGUUCCUGGUUUCUGAGGUUAGAAAAGUUUUGACACGAAGCAGAGUCCAUGGUCCGUGGUGGAGGCUCCUCGUUGAAGUUCUGUGGCUAUUAUGGGGUACUUUGAAUUGGACGGUGUUGAUGGAAUGGCUUUAAUGCUUUGAAUAAUUUAAUGACAUGUCUUUCGUGUAAA